AUGAAGACUUUUGUAAGUAUCAGUAUCAUCGCUUUGGCUAUUUUCGGUGUUGCGGCUGCUGGACGUGACCGUCGUGGUGCAGUUUGGGGCUACGGUGAUCAUGGAGUUUAUGGUGCACAUGGAUUUUACGGAGGGCAUGGGGCUUAUGGCGCCCAUGGUGUAGCUCUUGCUGGACACUCCGUAGGACCAGCUAGUGUUGUUGGACCACAUGCUGGAGCAUCUGCUUUGGCUGGUCCAGCAAUUGGACCCUCUCAUCUUGCUGGAUCUGUCGCUGGACCGGUGCACGUUUCUGGUGCCGUUGCUGGACCCGCUACCGUAACUGCUUCCGUUGCUGGACCUGCUCACGUUGAGGGCUACGAUGGACAUUACGAUGGUGCUUAUGGUCAUGGUUUUGCUCAUGGAUAUGGUGGUUUCGCCCAUGGAUUUGGUCACGGAUACGGAUACGGUCAUGGAGCUCAUGGUGGUCACGGUGUCGUGGUCGUUGGUCCUGCUUCCCAUGGUGCUGUCAUUUCUGGACCCCACUCUGGUACUGCUGCAGUUUCCGGUCCCCAUGCUGGUGAUGUUGUAAUUUCUGGACCAUCUGGAAAAAUUACCGCUCAUGGUUCUGGUCAUGGUGCUGCCAUCCAUGCCGGUUACGGUCACGGUCAUCAUUGGUAA
Messenger RNA from Microplitis demolitor, 657 nucleotides. RefSeq names its product cuticle protein 64-like. Lineage: Eukaryota; Metazoa; Arthropoda; Insecta; Hymenoptera; Braconidae. The transcript has 4 exons. The coding region runs from base 1 to 657 and encodes 218 amino acids. The record is from RefSeq and is a predicted model, not a curated record.